Messenger RNA from Bacillus rossius redtenbacheri, 728 nucleotides. RefSeq names its product probable small nuclear ribonucleoprotein Sm D2 (gene SmD2). Gene Ontology annotation, biological process: spliceosomal snRNP assembly; RNA splicing. NCBI's taxonomy places the organism in Eukaryota, Metazoa, Arthropoda, Insecta, Phasmatodea, Bacillidae. The transcript has 4 exons. Gene Ontology annotation, cellular component: catalytic step 2 spliceosome; pICln-Sm protein complex; precatalytic spliceosome. Gene Ontology annotation, molecular function: RNA binding. The record is from RefSeq and is a predicted model, not a curated record. The coding region runs from base 104 to 484 and encodes 126 amino acids.
UUUAUUUUUGCUGAAUAAAAAAGUAGUAAUAAUAAUAUUGUGAGAGGCUGCGCUGGGUUUGCCGGUUUUUAUUUUUGUGAAUUGUAUUGAAUUAAUUACAAAAAUGUCUCUGCUCACGAAACCCAAGUCGGAAAUGACACCAGAGGAGCUGGCGAAGAGAGAGGAGGAAGAGUUCAGCACUGGUCCGCUGUCUGUUUUAACACAGUCCGUGAAGAACAACACGCAGGUGCUGAUCAACUGUCGCAACAACAAGAAGCUGCUGGGGCGAGUGAAGGCCUUCGACCGCCACUGCAACAUGGUCCUGGAGAACGUGAAGGAGAUGUGGGUCGAGAUGCCUCGCACCGGCAAGGGGAAGAAGAAGUCGAAGCCAGUGAACAAAGACCGCUUCAUCUCGAAGAUGUUCCUGCGAGGAGACUCUGUGAUUCUGGUGCUCCGAAACCCGCUGGCCACAACCGCUCCAGCGACCGCCGCUGCCGCCACGUAACUGCAGGACCGUUCACUCUGCAGUGCAGCGUCACACGUGCUACUGCAGUUUUAAUCUCCCAGACAUUUACACACUACCUGUGUGUUCCAAAAGUUGACAUUCUUUACAUUUUGUGUUCUUUUUUUUAGGACGUGACUAUUCAGUUGUCAUUGAUAGGUGAAUGUAUGAAAUUUGUAAUAGUCUGGUACAUAUUGCAGUAUACAUUUUAAGUAUUAAUAAUAAAAGCUGUUUGUGUCUACCCAAA